Molecule: messenger RNA, 702 nt
Organism: Galleria mellonella (greater wax moth)
Lineage: Eukaryota; Metazoa; Arthropoda; Insecta; Lepidoptera; Pyralidae
Exons: 2
Coding region: 1-636 (211 amino acids)
Source: RefSeq, a predicted model, not a curated record
AUGUUGGAUACUAAACAAUCUAAGGAUCGACGGCGACGGAUACGAAUUGUCGAAUCAUCUUCAUCGCGGGAAUCUUCGCCUUCUCCGAAUAACCAGCCAGACACUGAAACUCCUAACGAGGUUCCAGUAUCAGUCUUCGACGCAGAGGUAUUCUCUUCUGAAUUACCGAGAGCGACGGUAGAAGCCACACAAGAAAAAGCUCUAGAUGACACCGUGCUACAAAUAUUAGGAAAUGAUCCAACUGCUACUGUCGAAUAUGGUAAGGAAGUUCAUAAAGAGCUUGCCAACAGAUUCGAGCACAUAGCUACAACAGGACUUACUAAAGAAAUUCGUAAAGAAUUAUGUGAAAAAUACCUUGUACCCUCCAACUGUGUACACAUUGGUGCUCCUAAACUAAAUGCUGAGAUUAAAGCUGCCUUAAACGAAACACUCGUAAAACGAAAUAAAGCUGCAAAAGCUGUAAGUAAAUCUGGAACAGAACUUAAAGUAGACUCGAAGAACAAUCGACCGACUUGUCACGAAGAAUUUAAACUGGAAGUCGCCGGCCCCAGCUCGCAGGCAGGGGGAGCCACCGCGCAACCGGAAGCCUGCCAUUCCGCGCAGCCUUCAGCAUCACACACACACACUUCCUCAUGAAAUUAGAAAUAGCCCAAGCAUUGGGAUUUUCAAAACAAGUCUGAAGAAUUAUUACCUCUCACAAUG